UAUGUUCAAAUGCAUGUUUAAAAAUUGAGAGUGACGUCACGGUGUUAUUUGCAUACUGCGCAGUAUUUAUUGUUUGAGGAAGGUUCGCAGGUUACACUCCACUGCUGCGACCAGGACGCAACCUGCAACUUCUCUCUGAGUAGACGACACCUUUGAGCCCCUGCAGAUAUGGGUGACAAACCUGACGUUUCGGAAGUGGAGAGCUUUGACAAGUCCAAGUUGAAGAAGACUGAGACGCAAGAGAAAAACACCUUGCCCACCAAAGAGACAAUUGAACAGGAGAAGUCUGCAUAAUCAUGGAAGACCAUCCUCCUGUGCUAUGUACAUUCCGCAACCAUUGCCUUUUUCCACAUUUUCUUAAGCUGUACAAAUUGUAUUAGUAAAAUUGGGCAAAAGCAAUGAUUGUACAACCUUACCCACUUCCACACACCCCUCUACAGCAAGACAAGAACUAUGGAGUGGCAGUCUGUAGAAGAAAUGUGGCUUGACGUCAGCAUGGGUUCUUGGUCAGCUUGUUCCUGUGUCUGCAGUUCCUUCAACUCAGUGUGUCCGAGAGCAGGAGUGUGACUGAACAACUGAGGGAUCUACACUUGUAAGAAAGUGUAGCCCUACCCUGGCCACUUGCAAAAUGCUCACAAAGCCAACAGUUCUUUUUUUUUUUUUUUUCUUUGUAUGGCUUAAAUAUAAUGGCAUGCAAAAGUUUGUUUUGAUAUGCAAAUAAAAACUCUACAUUGUG
Myripristis murdjan (pinecone soldierfish) is the source of this 736-nucleotide messenger RNA. RefSeq names its product thymosin beta 4 X-linked (gene tmsb4x). NCBI's taxonomy places the organism in Eukaryota, Metazoa, Chordata, Actinopteri, Holocentriformes, Holocentridae. The record is from RefSeq and is a predicted model, not a curated record. Gene Ontology annotation, cellular component: cytoplasm. Gene Ontology annotation, biological process: regulation of cell migration; actin filament organization. The transcript is spliced from 3 exons. Bases 169 to 294 code for a protein of 41 amino acids. Gene Ontology annotation, molecular function: actin monomer binding.